AUGAUCUUUAAACUUUAUUGGGACAGUCAUAAUGUACAACUUGGCAAAACCUUUGUCCACUUUUAUGAAGUAGAAAAAGAAAAGAAGAAUUAUAUUUGUUCAGUUUGUAAAUGAAAAGCGUGCAUGCAAAGGGACUUAAAGCACAUUAGCAGCAAUGGUAGGCCGUCAGAAAUGCAAGAUAGAAGAAGCUGCAUCAAAUGCCUAUCUAUGUCACCGAAAGACUUUGACUGCACCUGCUCCAUUUGCAGGUGAAACAAGCUGUCAGUGCAAAGCUCCUCAUGAGAAGCUAACUAUUGCUCAGGCCCGUCAUGGAACACCAGUGGACAGACCUGUCAGAGUCUAUGCAGAUGGAAUAUUUGAUCUCUUCCAUUCUGGUCAUGCAAGAGCUCUCAUGCAAGCCAAAACUCUGUUUCCUAAUAGCUACUUAUUAGUAGGAGUUUGCAGUGAUGAUCUAACACAUAAGUUUAAAGGUUUCACUGUAAUGAAUGAAGAGGAACGAUAUGAGGCCCUCAGACACUGCCGCUAUGUAGAUGAAGUAAUCAGAGAUGCUCCAUGGACACUCACAGCAGAGUUUUUGGAAAAGCAUAAGAUUGAUUUUGUAGCCCAUGAUGAUAUUCCAUAUUCUUCUGCUGGUUCAGACGAUGUUUACAAGCAUAUAAAGGAGGCAGGUAUGUUUGUACCAACUCAGAGAACUGAAGGCAUCUCAACUUCAGAUAUUAUCACUAGAAUAGUACGUGACUAUGAUGUCUAUGCCCGUCGUAACCUUCAAAGAGGAUAUACUGCUAAAGAGCUGAAUGUCAGCUUUAUAAAUGAGAAGAAAUACCGUUUUCAAAACCAGGUAGACAAGAUGAAAGAAAAAGUGAAGAAUGUGGAAGAAAGGUCUAAAGAGUUUGUGAAUCGAGUUGAAGAAAAAAGUCAUGAUCUCAUUCAAAAAUGGGAAGAAAAGUCUAGAGAGUUUAUUGGCAACUUCUUAGAACUAUUUGGGCCAGAUGGAGCUUGGAAGCAGAUGUUUCAAGAAAGGAGUGGGCGCAUGCUGCAAGCCUUAUCUCCAAGGCAAAGCCCCACAAGCAGUCCAACACGGGGACGUUCCCCAUCACGCUCCCCAUCUCCUCCUUCCCCUUGGCUCUUCAGAAAGGCUUCACCCACUUCCUCUCCAAAAGCUGCCUCAGCAUCCAUUAGCAGCAUGAGUGAAGGAGAUGAGGAUGAGAAGUAAACAAGGGGAAAUUUGUAGUAGAAGAAGGAAGAAAUAUACCAGUGGCUCACCAGUUCAAAAUAGAAAAAGGAAAUGAUGCAUGAGAUGAUUCUGAAAAGGAAAGAACACCACUGAAAUAACUGGAGCACUGACGGUCUCAGCUAUAAAGUAGUACUUGCCAAAGGACAGCCUGUCAGAAAAGCUGCAUAUGAUGACAGGAUAUAUAACAACUUGCCAUUAUUUCCCAACAUUUAUGAAUACUUUCUUGGGCUGUUGCAGUUUUUGCUGCUUAAGCUAUUGGAUUGUUGUGACGAUUGUUCACCGAAAGGAAACUUCCAUCUUUUCAGAAAGGCUAAUUUGGCAAACAGUUUUAAGAAGGAUUCCCUUUGGUUAGAGAGGAGACAUCUAAAUUUGAAUUGCACUCUACUGAAAAGUUGGAUCUCACAAGAAUGAAAUGAAGUACUGCCUAGAAGCAGCAGAAGCUCCUACGGUGCCCGGAAAAAAACCAAACAAAUAAAAUCAUGCCAUUAGAAUUAAGCUCUAUCUUUCACAAUGGACACACCAUACUUCUACUGAAUUUGCUUAAUACUGCUUAUUGAGCAGGCUUUUGUACAUGCCAGAGAAAGUUAUUUAAUGUGAACAAAAUUUGGUGGGUUCAGUUUUAUUAUUAUUUGUCCUCCAAAGCUACUUUUUUUUUCUUUUUAGAAUGAUUGCCCGGGCUUUCCUAAAUAAGCUGUUCAUUCAAUAUGAUUUUAUAUCCAGUAAAUUUGGUAAUUUAACCCACA
This is a messenger RNA of Python bivittatus (Burmese python), 1977 nucleotides long. It is a transcript of the gene PCYT1B, whose product is annotated as phosphate cytidylyltransferase 1B, choline. NCBI's taxonomy places the organism in Eukaryota, Metazoa, Chordata, Lepidosauria, Squamata, Pythonidae. Gene Ontology annotation, biological process: CDP-choline pathway. The record is from RefSeq and is a predicted model, not a curated record. Gene Ontology annotation, molecular function: phosphatidylcholine binding; choline-phosphate cytidylyltransferase activity.